UGUAGGUAGCGACAGGGUUGGAGUUUCAUCGUCUUCGACACAGCUUACCGGAAGAAUCGGACUUAGCCGUAGGAUUCAGCAAGGAAAUUUGCAUCUGAGCACACCAUCCUAGACCGACAAGGGAGAACAAAAUAGAUAGAAAAUGUAGUCUGGGCAUGUUGAUUCCGAGAAAUUUGCGCUUCUCAUUAUUUCCCAUCUGCUUAGCCCCAAAAUUGCUUAAAAGCCGUCAGCAAAAAAAGAAGAAACAAGGAGACCAGGAGGAGCUCUAGCCUACACGAAGCCGAGAUUUUUUCGCUGUUCUCGCCUUGCAAUUCGAAAUCAGUUUUUUUUGCUUGCCGAGCAGAAGCCUGGAGAAAGCCUCUAGAGACGUUUAUGAGGGGUACAAUUUUCCGUUUGCUGGAUAAAGCGAGAGCAGAAUAAUUAUAGAAAAACGGUGAUUUAUUUGAACUGACGCGUAUAUUUUUUCGGUCUCGGUGGGGUUCCAAAACCGAAUGUCAUAAUAGGAUUUAUUAUCUGCAAGGGAGAAGUGGAGCUAAUAAGAGUAGCAGAGGUAGUCUUCUGAUAGACAACGACGAUUCAAGCCAAGGUCACCAUUUGGACUGGAGAAAAAAACUGAAUCUCGGAUAGUCGCCACGGUUGACCUUCUUCUCGUACAACGAAGAGGGCGUGGAGACCAUUAUCGUGCCGUUCCUCGUGCUCUAUUGGGGGACCAUUGAAAAAUUCCACCGAAUAGUAUGGCUUCGGUCGCCGCUUGGUUGCCAUUUGCACGGGCGGCGGCCAUCGGAUGGGUCCCAAUAGCAUCCCAUCCACUACCAGCACCGCCGGUGUUCAAGGACCGCCUCAGAUCAGAAGACGAGAAGCUAAUCAUAAAUGUUUCAGGACGAAGAUUCGAAACGUGGCGAACGACCGUUGAGAAGUAUCCUGACACCCUACUAGGCUCCAACGAGAGAGACUUCUUCUACGACGAAGAUAGCAAAGAGUAUUUUUUCGACCGUGAUCCGGACAUAUUUAGGCACAUAUUAAAUUACUACCGCACUGGUAAGCUGCACUAUCCUCGACACGAGUGUUUGCUCAGUUAUGAUGAGGAAUUAGCAUUUUUCGGAAUCAUGCCGGACGUGAUUGGAGACUGCUGCUACGAAGACUACCGGGAUCGGAAGCGAGAGAACGCUGAACGACUGAUGGACGACAAACUGUCGGAGAAUAGUGAUAAUAAUCUGCAACAGCUUACCAACAUCAGACAACGGAUGUGGCGAGCAUUCGAGAAUCCACACACUUCCACUGCCGCCCUCGUGUUCUACUAUGUUACGGGCUUCUUCAUUGCUGUAUCUGUGAUGGCCAACGUCGUCGAGACGGUUCCCUGCGGGUUGCGGCCAGGUCGAGCUGGAACGUUAUCCUGCGGCGAACGGUACAAGAUCGUAUUCUUCUGUCUGGAUACGGCAUGUGUAAUGAUCUUCACAGCGGAAUAUCUGCUUCGGUUAUUCGCCGCACCCUGUAGGUGUAAGUUCAUGCGAAGUGUAAUGAGUAUAAUAGAUGUGGUUGCCAUCCUGCCGUACUACAUCGGUCUCGGGAUCACCGACAACGACGAUGUGUCCGGUGCGUUCGUAACGUUACGAGUGUUCCGUGUAUUCCGAAUCUUCAAGUUUUCGCGUCACUCCCAAGGUCUGCGGAUUCUCGGCUACACGCUAAAAUCGUGCGCCUCCGAGCUGGGCUUCCUGGUAUUUUCGCUGGCGAUGGCCAUCAUCAUCUUCGCCACUGUGAUGUUCUACGCCGAGAAGAACGUGGACGGUACGAACUUUACCUCCAUCCCGGCGGCGUUUUGGUAUACAAUUGUCACGAUGACAACGUUAGGUUACGGUGAUAUGGUGCCAGAAACAAUAGCCGGUAAGAUCGUUGGAGGUGUCUGUUCCCUGAGCGGUGUGUUGGUCAUCGCGCUACCCGUACCUGUAAUUGUGUCCAACUUUAGUCGCAUCUACCAUCAGAACCAGCGAGCGGACAAACGAAAAGCACAACGGAAAGCACGUCUCGCACGAAUACGAAUAGCGAAAGCGGGCGCAAGUGCGGCGUUCGCGAGUAAGAAGAAGGCUGCCGAAUCGCGGCUAGCGGCGCAGGAGUCUGGAAUCGAACUGGACGACAACUACAACGAUGAAGACAUCUUCGAGCUACAGCAUCACCAUCUGUUAAGAUGUUUAGAGAAAACUACGGACCGGGAGUUUGUCGAGCUAGAAACUCAGUACAACGGCCAAACUAAGCGGCCCGGAUCUCCAUCGCCGAUGGCCAGCCCUUCGCAUUCGGCCAACACGACUACAGGUGCAACCGGAUUGCUGCAGUCCUGCUGCGGUCGAUGCUGUUCCCAGCGGUAUCAGAUACAGAACUACACUUCGGCGAACCAAUGAUGUCAGGAGGACGACAUCCCGCUGCGGGAGAGGAAAAAGUCGUAAUAGAUUCCGGAGGCCACCGAACCCCCAGAAGACGACGGAAACCAGUUUGAGUGAGCUCAUCAUCCGUUUUUUGAUCCCAGCCUUGAACCAGGCUGAUCCUCAUCAUGGUACCGCCAAAUCGUCAUCUCCAUCGUCCAUACCUCGAAGCCGGAAUAUUCCUCUCCAGCAGCGAUAUCGGUCAUUCUGUCACAGUAACUUUUUCCAGUGCCGUCAUCAAAGCCAACGUGUCCAACUGUGGGUCCUUCCUAGUGGUUGUGUGAACCCACCCACCAAAACCUCACAACAUAACAAUGCAUCAGUCGUCAUCAUUACCAUAGUAGAAUUAUUAUCAGCACGCCAUUGGUCGUCACAUUCGGGUGCUCAUCGUUCAUCGCAUCGUUUGCCAUUCGUCCCGCAACCGUCGCAACUCCUGGGCAACAAACAACACUAAUUUAAUUUAGCAUUAAUUAACAAAUUAUAGAUGUACAGUGUUAUUCUCUCCGCCCAAAGGGGACGGAUUUUUGAAAACUGAAAAACAGAAACGGUAUGCUGAAGAUGAGAAAAUAUAAUAAGUAUGAAACAAGAGGAAAAAAAUCUAGUCUAUAGAUAUAACCAACCAGGAACGUGUAAGGUAAACAAAUUUUAGGGUAGCAAUUGAAUUUAAAUUAUUAACUGAAACAAAGAAAAAAAAACCCUAGUCGAGAAACCGUAACCACGUAGAAAACGAAUACUACAUUACAUCUACUACAACUACUACUUACUGCAACUAUCACUUACUACGUACCCUGAUUUCCCGUGGAAAGAACCCGUCAGCAGGUGGAAGGAUGAUAGCAAACCAGCUUUAAUAAACUCGACUGUUUUAUUUUUAUUUUCAA
Molecule: messenger RNA, 3292 nt
Organism: Aedes aegypti (yellow fever mosquito)
Lineage: Eukaryota; Metazoa; Arthropoda; Insecta; Diptera; Culicidae
Gene: Shal
Product: potassium voltage-gated channel protein Shal
Exons: 6
Coding region: 735-2393 (552 amino acids)
Biological process (GO): protein homooligomerization; potassium ion transmembrane transport
Cellular component (GO): membrane; voltage-gated potassium channel complex
Molecular function (GO): A-type (transient outward) potassium channel activity; protein binding
Source: RefSeq, a predicted model, not a curated record